Molecule: messenger RNA, 1365 nt
Organism: Colletotrichum higginsianum IMI 349063
Lineage: Eukaryota; Fungi; Ascomycota; Sordariomycetes; Glomerellales; Glomerellaceae
Product: DNA repair protein rad18
Exons: 2
Coding region: 1-1365 (454 amino acids)
Biological process (GO): DNA damage tolerance; protein monoubiquitination
Cellular component (GO): nucleus; Rad6-Rad18 complex
Molecular function (GO): single-stranded DNA binding; ubiquitin protein ligase activity
Source: RefSeq, a predicted model, not a curated record
AUGGCCGACUUUGAGGACGUCCCUGACUCAACGGACUGGCUCUCAACACCCCUCCCAGCCCUUUCAACAGUUGAAGCCUCCUUGCGAUGCCAGGUGUGCAAGGACUUUUUCAAAACACCUAUGCUUACAUCCUGCUGCCACACAUUCUGCUCGCUAUGCAUUCGUCGCGCUCUUGCCAACGACGGGAAAUGCCCUCUUUGCCGGGCCUCAGACCAGGAGUUGAAAUUGAGGAGUAAUUGGUCCAUGGAGGAGGUUGUUGAGUCCUUUGUCAAGGCCAGGAAAGACACACUUCAUUUCGCAAGGACAUCAAGCAAACAAACGAAGACCCGAGGUUCCCCCAAGAGGAAGCUGGCUGCUGGGGACUUCACCACGGGCGGAGAUCAGCCAGAGACCAAGCGACUUAGGAGCUCGGCAAGGCUUAGCAGGACUAGGUCGGGACAGCCAACAGCAGUUGCAGCGAUACACGAAGAAGCCGAAUUCGAGCAGCCACAGGAGGAGGAAGAGGAGGACGACGAGGUAGAGGAUGCAACAUUUGCUCCCGACGAUGGCCUCGUACCAUGCCCCAUAUGCAGCACUCGCAUGAAGGAAGCUCAGGUCUUUCGACACCUCGACACCUGCACCGGCGCGAAAGCCCCGACAAUAGCUCGCGCGAGCACCAGCCGCACCUCAACCCCAAACACACCCGCUCGAGGCGGCCCCAGAUCGACACCGGCACCCGAUCGCCUUCCGGCUCUGGCCUACUCUAUGCUCAAGGACACCGCCCUGCGCAAGAAGAUGACGGACCUGGGCUUGUCGACAACGGGGUCACGCCUGCAGCUCGAGAAGCGUCACAAGGAGUGGGUCACGUUGUGGAAUGCGAACUGCGACUCUGCGCGCCCGAAGCGCCGCGCCGAGCUGCUGCACGAUCUUGACGUCUGGGAGCGCACGCAAGGAUCCAAGGCACCCAUGUUUGUGCGCCCUGGGGUGGCGGUCAAGGACAAGGAGUUUGACGGUACGGCGUGGGCGGCGAAACACGAUACCUCGUUCAAGGACCUGAUUGCAAAUGCGCGCAAGUCGAAGGCGCAGGCGCUGCCAAAGACAGAGGAAGCGGCCGCUCCCGCCUCUGGAGACGGAUCACCUGCGGCGGCACUGGAUGUUGCGAGUAGUCCUUCGGGGAUGGAGGCAAGGGAGUUCACAACGAUUGAUCUGACCACACGACCACCGGAGGUUGAUCGGAACGGCCUGGAAGACGAGAUGGACAGAAACCAGGGGCUCGGAGUGGAGCACGGGAGCGCAGCUGCAAAGCCUCAGCAGCCCAAGGCGGCUCAUUGCCUGCAUAGCAGCUUCUCAGAGCCGCAGAUACCAAGCAGUCAAGAGGCGCGGUGA